CGACGAACGACACUCGACGACGGCCGCAGUCGAAGUGCAAGUGUGAGUCGGUGCGAGUGCAACUGUGUCGUCGACCGCAUUAUCACUCGCUGAUAAUCGAUCGGAUAACAACGCAACGAUAACAAUUAAUGGAUACGUAACGCUGACGCUUGCAACGCCGAAAUGAUAUUCAGAUUGAUACUGCCACUUGUGUGCCUCCUCUGCGUGGCAUGGCGCACACAAGCACAAAUCGCCGAGAAGCUGACCGCCCCAAAUCCCUGCGUCACGAAGCCAACAUGCCAUGAAUGUAUUCAGACGCCAUCAUGCGCGUGGUGUUUCAAGCCGGACUUCGGCGACCGGGCACGCUGCUUCCAAACGACCAGCCCAACAGCCGCAGCUUGCCCCGAGGAGUAUAUCUGGAACCCGGACAAUGUUCAACAAAUUCUUCUGGCUAGGAAUCUCACCAAAGCGCACGCCGCUGGAUCUUUAGGCAGCGGCGGAAUGGAAUCAGGCUGGCAUUCGGAGCAGCACUCAAGUCACAGCAGUUCUUCUUCAUCCAGCUGGUGGUCAUCAUCGUCCAGUAGUAGUGGUAGUGCUUCGGCUAGUAACAUUGUGCAAAUCUCACCACAGAGGGUUAAUCUUAAAUUGAGAGCAAGACAAUCUUAUGAUUUAACAAUGCAAUACACGCAAGCCGAAGACUAUCCAGUUGAUCUCUACUACUUGAUGGACUUAUCAAAAUCCAUGGAGGACGAUAAACACAAACUCUCCCUUCUCGGCGAUCUUCUAGCCGAAUCAAUGCGUAAUAUCACCUCAAAUUUCCGCCUGGGAUUCGGUAGUUUUGUGGACAAAGUCGUCAUGCCCUAUGUGAGCACCGUGCCCAAAAAGUUGCAAGAGCCGUGCAACAAAUGCGCAGCACCUUAUGGGUUCCGCAAUCAUAUGACUUUAAGCACUGAUACCUCAGAGUUCUCCCAUUUGGUGAAAGAAGCAGCUGUGUCUGGUAAUUUGGACGCUCAAGGUGGUUUUGAUGCUGUAAUGCAAGCAAUUGUGUGUAGAAAUCAAAUCGGCUGGAGAGACAUCGCCAGAAGGUUAUUAGUUUUCUCAACGGAUGCUGGGUUCCAUUAUGCAGGAGAUGGCAAGUUAGGAGGAAUUAUUAAACCAAACGACGGACUUUGCCAUCUUGAAAAUGGCCUGUACACCCACUCUAGUAUCCAGGAUUAUCCUAGCAUCUCACAAAUCAAUCUGAAAGUAAAAGAAAAUUCGAUAAAUUUGAUUUUCGCUGUGACUGAAGAACAAAUCGGCAUCUACAAACGCUUACAAGAGAACAUUGAAGGUUCAUCUAGCGGAAAACUGUCCAACGAUUCGUCUAAUAUUGUCGAUCUUGUCAAAGAACAGUACCAACAAAUCUCCUCCACUGUAGAAAUGAAAGACAACGCAGCCAGCACUAUCAAAAUCAACUACUUUUCUAAAUGCUUAGAUGUUAAUGGGCCAGAGAAAAAGACCAAUAAAUGCGGUGAUAUUAAAGUCGGCGAUGUGGUCUCCUUUAGAAUUGAGAUUGAGGUCACUUCCUGCCCGACGGAUCCCCGCGACUGGAAGCAAACACUCAACAUCUAUCCUGUUGGCAUCAAUGAAAGUUUGAUUGUUGAUUUGGAAAUGUUGUGCUCGUGUCCUUGUGAACACCCAGGCAAUGCCGGUCAUAUAUUUAACGCGGAGGAGUGCAGCGGUUAUGGUACAUACAAAUGCGGUAUCUGUGAAUGCGAUAAUUCACAUUUUGGACGACAUUGUGAAUGCUCUGCUAGUCAAGCACAAAACGCCAAUGAUAGUAUCGGCUGCCGGCCUGAUAACACCAGCACGGUUGAUUGUUCUGGUAGAGGAAGUUGCGUAUGUGGAAGAUGCGAAUGCAACGUGCGCAAUAACGAAGAUGAGAAAAUUUACGGCAAUUUCUGCGAGUGUGAUAACUUCUCUUGCGAUAGACGUGAAGGGCAGAUUUGCAGUGGACCGACACAUGGUAUCUGCGAAUGCGGGACGUGCACAUGUAAAGAACCUUGGGGUGGUGCAGAUUGUGGAUGUAAGAUGAGCAACGAGACUUGCUACGCGCCGGAUCGUAUUGAUGGUGAGAUUUGCUCCGGGCACGGUGAAUGUGUUUGUGGAUUAUGCAAAUGCGAAAGUACUGAAGAAGGAAGGUAUUCAGGUCGAUAUUGUGAGAAAUGUCCAACGUGUUCAGAUAGAUGUGAGGAAUUUAAACAAUGCGUGCAAUGCCAAAUGUACAAGACUGGUCCGCUGGACGAAGAAGCGUGUGCCAAAAACUGCACAAAGUUUACACCCAUCGGCGUGGAGAAGGUGGAAGCCAAAGAAGAAAAUGAGGAAGUUUUGUGCUCCUUGUUCUACGAUGAAGACGACUGCAGUUUUGCAUAUUUGUAUUACUUUGACGAACAGAACCGCGUGGUUGUCAAAGCACAACAGGAGCGAAAAUGUCCACCAAAGGUUUUCUUAUUGGGCAUCGUUUUGGGUGUAAUGGCUGCCAUUGUACUCAUUGGUUUAGCAAUUCUGUUGUUAUGGAAGUUGUUUACUACUAUCAAGGAUAAGAGGGAGUUUGCCAAAUUCGAGAAGGAACGACAAAUGGCAAAAUGGGAUACGGGCGAAAAUCCGAUUUAUAAACAAGCCACCUCCACCUUCAAGAACCCCACCUACGCCGGCAAAGGUUAAGCUUGAACAACGAACGAGUUUUGGUAGUCCAUCGAAUUGUCCACUCGACGAGAAUGAGAGUCGAAAGCAAUAACUUACUAAUUUUUAAUUUUCGACUGAUGCCACACACUCACACUCGAAUACUGUGCGAACAAAUCGCAAAGUUUUAUUUAUUUCAUCGCACAAAGUUCGGCACCGAUUACAAAAACGCGUACAUAGCAAGAAAACAUUUGAAUAAUUAGCUGAAUAGCGAAGUUUCGUCAUUGUGUGUUCAUCCGUAAUCGUAAUCACGUUUUAUGUACAUAGACGCGCGUGAUUUUCACAGUCCGAUUACGCAAAUGUAUGAUUUAAAAACAAUUUAUUUUGCUAAUUGUUAAGGUAAACUUAAUAAUUAAUGUGCCUAAAUGAAACGAACGCAUACGCGUGGAUGCCAUUUUAUACAAAUAUUCUAUUCUUAACUAUUAACAUAGAAGUCCCUAUAAUCUCGAAUAGCGUAUGUAUUUUCAAUGCGGCCGAAUAUAUUUAUACGUAAUUGUUGUAUUAAGUACAAGAUGUGAAGUAGGAAACGCAGCAACGUGUUCAGAAUUUAUGAUAUUUUAAUGAUUGAUUGUUAAAUUGAUGCAACUAACAAUUAUUUUUGUUUAACGUGCCUUAACUUAAAGGGGAACCUUGAAAGAAUUGUGAACAAUAUGAAAUCAAAUUAUUUACUCUACUAGUACUUAAACAUGAAACAAUCAUGGUGCAAAUCUGAUUAUGACAAGAACAAUAACGAUUCCUAACAAAUUGUGUAGUCUUCAAUGCCAAUGUAUAUUAAAUUUUUAUUAAAUAUAUAACAACAUAAUCUGAACAUGGAAAA
Molecule: messenger RNA, 3517 nt
Organism: Dalotia coriaria
Lineage: Eukaryota; Metazoa; Arthropoda; Insecta; Coleoptera; Staphylinidae
Product: integrin beta-PS-like
Biological process (GO): cell-matrix adhesion; integrin-mediated signaling pathway; cell migration
Cellular component (GO): focal adhesion; cell surface; integrin complex
Molecular function (GO): integrin binding
Source: RefSeq, a predicted model, not a curated record